UGCGCUGCUGAUAUCGGGUUUAGCAGAAAGUUUGUUUACAAUUUUGAUAGCGUGCAAGUGCUUGAAAACAAUUAAACAAACAAAACAAUAUAAACAAAAUCAUUAAAUUAUAAGCAAACGCAUAUAUGCCGACUUAUGAAGGACUUGUGAUUCGUUAACAUCAGCAUUAUUCACACGCAGCUGGUUACAGGACAAACACCGGCAGGCGUAGCCCUUUAAACGCCGUUGACAUGGAGGACUUUAGCAGCAUUAAACCGAAUAGUUCGGUGGUCAAGUUAGCCGCUUGCCUGGAGAAGAUCUACAACAAAAUAGUGGAGUCCAAGGAGAAGCAGAUAGCGGAGCAGCAAAUCAAGGAAAUCGAGUUCCUGAAAACGCAAUGCAAGCACGAGCAUAUGCAACUCAGCCUGAUGAGCUGUCAGACGUUGGUCCGCCUCGUCGACGAGGGCGUCCUCGAUGCCAACAGUGUACAGAACACGCUGCUAUCAAUGCUGCCCAAUGCGGGCCCCAUGCACUUUGCCAUUAUAACCGAGAGCAUAUUGGGACUGCAGAUGUUGUGUCUGAAGCGCAAGAUAACGCUGCUGAAGAAUAAUGAGACGUAUCAAUGUCCCUAUGGUCUGAAGACGCAGCUUCAUCCGCUAAUAUCGUUGAUGCAACAUUCAAGUGCCAACAUGCACGAUGUGAGCAACAAGAUUAUUGGCAUCUGUCAGCACCAAGACAUAAACAUUCGCAACUACAGCAUCGAAUAUCUCCGUCCAGUCUUUCUCUAUGUGCUCUGCAAUCCGCAAACACUCCACGAUGUGAAGCCCAUUUGGACCUGUUUACUUGCUCUCAGUCACAAGCAGCCGGAGGCACGAGCACUCAUGCAGGAGCUGCUGUCGUGGAGCAAAUUCAAUAAUGCCAGCACUUGUUUGUGCACCAGCAUUUUGGUCAUCGAGGCUAUCGAUUACUUCCUGCAGCAGGCGGACCAUGCCCAGUCCAUUGAUCUGUGCAUUUAUCAGGCGCUGCUCAUAAAGCAGUUGGCUCACUACGGCAUCGAUCCGCGUCCAAGUUUGCAGUGUUUGUUGCGCGUGUUGCAUGCAACGCGCGAACACACGCGUAAUCAUUAUCACGUGCUGCUGGUGCUGCUCGCCGAAUGCCUGCAUGUGCUAUCGCCUUUCUAUUUGGCCGAUCUGCUGCGCAUUAUUGUGUUUGUGGUGGUGCAGGAGCGCUGUGGCCAUGAAUACAUUCUGAACAUGUGUCUGGACGGCAUCAUUCAGUGGAUGUCUCAGACUGCAUUCAUACCCGCAGAGGGCCUAGCGCUGGCGCAUCAAAUUGUCCAGCGUGUGCUCGACCAGCAAAAGCAACCGAAGGAUGGCAACGAGGUGGAGGAGGAGUUUGCAACACGCAUCUGCACAAAGGAGUUGCAACCGGCGCAUAUGCGCAACUAUCAUCCAGACAUUGCCAUAGCCUUCGAUCUGGCCAAUCUGGUGGAAUCUUUCGAUGUAUCCGAGAACAAGGAUGUCUUUGCAUUUGUCGAUGCACUCAAUGUUAAAGCGAACACUGCCUUUUGUCAGCGACUGCAUUUGUUUUUGCGCGCUCUGUUUCUGUCGCGCGAACCACCUGUUGACUGCUGGUUCAAGAUCUACGAGGUCAUCUUACAGAUUAUCAAAGUCAAUGAGAGUAUUGCCUACGAUUUCCUCAUGACGUACAUCUUCAAGUUGGCGCAUGAACAUAAUCCGGAGCUUCAGCUGGAGCUGCUACGCGGUCUGUCCAGUUUUGCAGUGUCGAAGGAUAAUGUGCCCAUGAUUCUCAACACUAUAAGGAAUUUGUCGUCGGAUAAUGCCACUUUCUGUGUCGAUUUGUAUCUGCGUCUGUGGCGAGUGGAGACACGCACUUAUCCUUUCUUGCUGAAGCAAAUCGCACAGCCGCUGCCGGACAACGACAAACGAUGGGAGCUGGAAGUCGCUCGAACUCAUGCCAUGCGCGAAAUCUGCCAGGAAAAACCUACUUUACAUGGUUCCGAGCUACUGCCACAUUUGAGCAACACGCUGAACAGCUGCACUGACGAUUCUGGGGAUCUGGCCACUUCUCUGGCACUGGAUGCAAUUUAUGCCUUGUGUGACAGUCAUACUGUGAAUAUUGCCUCUACUUGGCAGGCAUUGGGCAGCAAGUUUAGGGCUGAGCAAAGGCCACAGACUUUGAAAUCCCUCUAUCACCUAUUUGGACUUGUGCCGCUGCUGCAAACCCCAACGCUGGAGUACGAGAAACUGGCAGAUGAUGCACUAGAACAGCUAUGGCAGGCUAUCAGUCGUCCAAAUACGGAUGCCACACAGGUGCGAAAUGCACUUGCAGCACUCAAGAGCUACGAGCCGGGCAACACACUGUGUCUACGUCACAUUCCGCCGCAGUUUCGUUUCGAAAUUGUGGGAGGUGGUGCCGUUGUGCCUGGCACUCGAGAGGUUGUUAAUCUGCAAGAACAAGACACCAUACCGGGUGAGGUAUGGGUGCAGCUGCUGCAAAAGAUACGACCAGAGUGUGGUGAUGCUGCUGCUGAUCUGAUAGCCCAUUAUGUGGGCAACGAAAUCAGUGGCUUCCGCAGCGGUGUCUAUCGUCUGCCCGAGGGGAAACCCGAGCCUCGCAAGCUGGUUGGUCUUUUUGCCACCAGUCCGCUACGUGCUGUCAGCAAUUAUCUAGUGAGUCAAUCACGAUUCGGCGACUAUGUGCCCGAGCCGUAUGCCGUGACCUUUGCACUGCGUGCGCUCUCUAAGCGCUUUUCGAAGCCAAUACCACCGAUGGAUUGGAGCUGCCUGACCAGCUUUUUCCACCUGUCCUUCGAUGCUCGCAAAUACUGCAUCAUGAUUGCUAAGAAUCAGGCACUUCACAGCGGCACAGCUCGACGACUGCUGGAGAAUUUCUUAGCCGACUUUGAACCCAAUUGCUUUGAGGAGGAUCUGUUGCUAUUGUUCUCGUUGCUGCCGGAAAUCGGAAACAGCGUGAGCCUGCAAAUCUUAAAGAAUUUUGCCGAAAAGGUGGCAGUCUACUGCUUUAAGGAAUCACAGCUAAAUGACUUCGCCGAGGGCUGUUUGUUUGAGAAGUUUUUGGACAGCGUCAAGUAUAUAUUCACAGACAAAUGUGAGAUACCCGAAGUACUGGAUGUAUUCACACUAAUUGUGGAGCGUUACAUGGACUCAAUGAAUCUAGAUUCCAGACUAUUUGAACGUUACACCGAAGUGGUGUCAGUGCUGCAUCCCAAUGCCAUUGAUGGCCUGACCACGCCAGCGAAUUGGUGGGAAACACCAGCUGGAAAGCUAAAGAAGGCGACCAUUAUUCGCUGUUAUCUGGUAUUGUAUAACGAAAAACUGCCGAACCCCUUGAAAUGGUUAGCUCCCAUCAUUGAUGCCUAUGAACGUCGAGCGGAGGAACGUUCCUUCUUCUAUCGCCACCUGGCCGCCACUCUGUAUGCCUUUGGCAGCGAUGAGCAUGCCUGUAACUGGAUUAUGGAGAUAUUUGUGGAAAUACAAAUGUUGCUCGCAGAGGCGUCCAACAAAGAAAAACUCGCUAGAGCCUUGUAUCUACUUGAUAUAUUCAUAUUGGCUGUGGAUAUACUAUCUGGCUGUGGUGUACUGCUGGGCAGUGUUGACGUUGUAGCCACGGAUGGCAAGGAGCGUUUUAAUCUAUUUCCAGAGAGCUUGCAAUAUCUUUGCGAUCACAUUUUUUGGAAGGACCAAGAGGCAAAGAUUUACGAGUUCCUAUACAAUCUAUAUAAACAUGCAUCGAUUCCCCUCGCAUUUGCUGCCAUUUUCAAAGAAGCGAUUAUCUGCUCGAGAAAUAAACCUUACUUUGACAACAAAGGAGUGUGGACCAAAUACGUUGGCCUGAGAAAAUGAAUAUGAGAGCUAAACCAAUUUGACAGAAAACAAAGAAUUAACCCAGCAACAUAAAGUGCACUUAUUGUUACAGUUAAAACUUCAAUCCAUUUUUAUAGCUUCUUGUGCGAUAUUUGUUGAAUUUAUUAAAUGAAUUUUAGCAUUCAA
Drosophila sulfurigaster albostrigata is the source of this 4013-nucleotide messenger RNA. Its product is annotated as focadhesin. The record is from RefSeq and is a predicted model, not a curated record. The transcript has 8 exons. Gene Ontology annotation, biological process: regulation of post-transcriptional gene silencing. The coding region runs from base 231 to 3866 and encodes 1211 amino acids. NCBI's taxonomy places the organism in Eukaryota, Metazoa, Arthropoda, Insecta, Diptera, Drosophilidae.